Molecule: messenger RNA, 712 nt
Organism: Trichomycterus rosablanca
Lineage: Eukaryota; Metazoa; Chordata; Actinopteri; Siluriformes; Trichomycteridae
Exons: 3
Coding region: 89-712 (207 amino acids)
Source: RefSeq, a predicted model, not a curated record
UAUAGAUACAAGAUCUGAUAUAGGAAAUGCAGUGAACACCAACACCAAACAGUUGCAGCUCGCUAAUUCUUCAUCACAAGGUUCUAGCAUGUCCAGAUCCACUGGUGAAGCCACACCCCCAUCUAAUCUACCAAACCCAAACUCUCUUAAAUCCCUAAUCAGCCAGGACGAGGAGGGGGUCGAGGGUGAGAGAUUAGCCCUAACACCGGACACUGAGCUGCUAGCAAAGAAGGACCUGGUCCAGGACAAGAACAAGGUGGCGAAUAAAGGGACUGGAACUGUAGACGAGGAAGAGGAGGAUGAGUUUGGGUUCUUUAUGAAGGCAGGAGAUGAACAGAUCUGGAAUAAAGGAUCUAAUGAGCUCCGAAUAGUGCCUUGUGAAAAGCAGGAUGACAUGGACUACUCUGAUGCAAAUGAACCCCCAUCCUGGGCGUCUGAUUGGACCGAAGGCCUGCCAAUCAACCAAUCAGGUAGCAGCUGGACGGCGUUUAAACAGGACAGCAGAGAGCUGGAGACGGAGUGCUGGUUUUCAAGUGCUGUGGAAAACGCAAACCUCACGAAAUCAUCUUUAAUUAAUGUGUUUUCCGGAGCAUUCCCCACUGUAAUUCAGCCCUGUGAAGAUUCUGAAUUUGUUCCAACAUUGAAGGAGCUGCUGCAGGCACCUGAGCAGAGAAACAGAACUGUACAGGAAGGGUACGUCCAAAAAUAUUGA